Fundulus heteroclitus (mummichog) is the source of this 4917-nucleotide messenger RNA. RefSeq names its product CD109 molecule (gene cd109). The record is from RefSeq and is a predicted model, not a curated record. The coding region runs from base 16 to 4752 and encodes 1578 amino acids. Gene Ontology annotation, molecular function: endopeptidase inhibitor activity. The transcript has 34 exons. Lineage: Eukaryota; Metazoa; Chordata; Actinopteri; Cyprinodontiformes; Fundulidae. Gene Ontology annotation, cellular component: extracellular region.
UUUGUUCCCUGAUUUAUGAGUUUAUUCGGGUCAUUUGGACCUGGGGCGGCUUUGAGUGGACCGGGGGUUCUGGUUGGUCGGCAGAAAGUCGGUUCUUUCCAUCAGAACCCAAAACCCAGAGCCGGUUCCUUUGUUUCUGGUUCUGUUUCCUCUCUCAGGCCCGACGCUUGGACGGACACCGGGCCCGCCCCCCGACCCGGUUCCCAGCCGUCCUACCUGCUGCUGGCGCCGGCGGCGCUCCGACCCGGACUCCCCACCUCGGUGUCGGUCUCCAUCCUGAGCUCCUCCGCCUUCACCGUCUCGGCCCACAUCAUCCAUCAGGGCCAGACGCUGUCCUCCAGCUCCACCACGGUUAGAGGAGGAACCACCGGCCUGCUGACUCUGCCCGCGAUCCACAAGGCCCGGCCCGGACGGCCCUACAUCCUGAAGGUCAGGGGUCACGGGGGCGUGGACCAGUUCUUCUCCAACUCCACGGAGCUGCUCCUGCACGCCGGCAUCUCCACCUUCAUCCAGACGGACAGAGCCGCCUACCUGCCGGGCCAGGUGGUGAAGAUCCGGGUCGUGUCGGUUCUGGCCGACGGGAAGCCCUGCGUCGGCCCGGCACACAUCCUGAUCCGAGAUCCCAGAGGAAACCGGGUCAGGCAGUGGCUGGACGAAGCCGGCGUCCUCGGGGUGGUGUCCGCAGAGUUCCCGCUGUCAGGACGUCCUCCUCUGGGGCGGUGGAGCGUCACGGCCUCCGUCAGCGAACUUAGCAGGCGGCAACAGAACCGGGCCCAGAGCCAAACCCGGUCUGCUCAUGAUGUGGUUGGAAGAGGUCCAGGAAAGGAGAAGAUGCGAGAAGGUUCUCUAGUCCUGAAGCAGAACCCGGCCGCCUGGCAGCAGCUAAUGUCUGUCUCUCUGCAGGGCGUCACCAGUGAGAAGUCCUUCACCGUGGCCCACUACGUUCUGCCAAAGUUUGAGGUUCUGAUUGACGCUCCGGCGGCCGUCCACCAGGAGGACGUCCUGGAAGGCUUCGUUUCUGCAAAGUACUCGUACGGCGAGCCCGUCCGCGGACGCAUGGCCGUCACCGUCAGUCAUGGAUCCCACGGCGACGUCCAGACUCACAGCGAGGAGCAGGAGAUCGACGGCUCUGGGAAGUUCUCCUUUGUCCUCUCUGACUUUCAUCACGCCUGGACCAGAACCACGCGCUACCAUGAACGCUCAGACCACCUGACCAUCCAGGUGUCUGUGACUGAACACCUGACAGGUCUCACUUAUAACAACUCGGUGAACGUCACCUUGGCUAAAAAGAGGUUCCACAUUCACUUUGAAGACUUUCCUAAAGUACUGAGACCAUCGCUGAGCUUCAGCGGGCGGCUGAAAAUAUCAAGGUACAACGGCGAGCCGCUGACGGCGCAGGAUCAGACCAAGACGGUGAAAGUUUCAGUGCUGCAGCAAAAGCAAAGGUUGUGGGAUCAGAUGCUGGAGGAGGAGAUGCUGUUCAGCGGCAAUGACUCUUCCAUGAUGGACCCUGACGAGUCCUCAGGGAACCUGGAGGUUCCUCUCCCUGCAGACGGAGUCGUUCCUCUGGACAUCCGGGUGCUGAACGACACGCAGCAUCUCACCGUUGAAGUUUCUUUUGAGGAUUGCCAGAAGACUCUUUCCCUCGACAUGAUCUACGCCUCCCCGAGCCACGCCUACCUUCAGGUUCAGAGACCCUCCAGGCCUGCAGAGGUUGGUUCACGACUUCAGCUGAAGAUUGAGAGGAACUUUGCGAUCACUGAUGUUCACUACUUGGUGAAGGCCAGAGGUCAGCUGGUUUCUGCUGGGAGAAGUUCAGGGGAUCUGACUCUGGUCCCUGGGGCCUCCUGGGCUCCCCUGGCCUCCAUCGUUGUCUACUGCGUUCGUCCUGAUGGCGAAGUCGUCAGCGAUGUAAUCCAUCUGCCCAUGGCCCGGUUUCUACAGAACAAGGUAUCUCUGAGAUGGAGCAGCGACAAGGUGAAGCCUGCUGAGAAGGUCGCCCUGCAGGUGUCGGUGGCAGAGCCCGGUUCCCUGGUUGGGAUCCUGGUGGUGGACAAAGCAACGCGCUGGGCAGGGUCACACAACGACAUCAGCAUGGAGACGGUGCUGAAGGAGAUAAUGGAGCCGGGCGCUUCCAGAGGCGAAGCCCACAGAGACCAGAUGACAAUGGGAGAUGCCUACUCCAUUUUCCAGAUGUGUGAUCUGGCUGUGAUGACUGACGCCAGUUUACACAAAGCAAGUCCAACGUGGCACGAUCUCAGUGAGUCUGGAGCAGAACCUUCUUCUCCUACAGUCAGCCAGAUGAUCAUGCUAGAAGCUGAAUCGUGGCCCAUGUGUGGAGGACAUCCCGGCUUUGACUCCAUGGACCUUCUCUCUCAGCCAACCGCAGAGGUGGAAACAGCUUUCCCUCUCCAGAUGGACGCAGAACCUUUUGAGAAGCAACCAGAGCUGCACGAGCGUCAGAACUUUCCAGAAACCUGGGUCUGGAUGGACAUCAUCAUGGGUCCUUCAGCCAGCCAGGAGGUUCCUCUGACCGUUCCUGACAGCAUCACCACCUGGACGGCCUCCGCCUUCGUGGUGUCAGAGAACCUGGGUCUGGGGAUCACAGAGAGCGCGGCGGAGCUCACCGUGUUCCAGGACUUCUUCUUGUCCCUCAACCUCCCCGCCUACAUAGUCCGAGGAGAGGAGCUGGUGCUGGAGGUGGUUCUGUUCAACUACCUCCAAGAGGACCUGGAGGUCACCGUCAUCGUGGCGGACAGCAGCAGCUUUGAGUUCAUCUUCCCGGACAGCGAGGCGGUCUCCAUGGCCAGCGUCCGCCACGUCUACCUGGAGCGAGAGGGCGGGGCCACCGUCCUGAUCCUCAUCAGGACCCUGGUCCUGGGAGAGAUCCCCAUCUCCGUGAAGGCCGUGUCCUCUGCAGCGUCUGACUACGUCCGCACGGCCGUCCUCGUUAAGGCUGAAGGACUCCAGCAGACCUUCUCCUCCUCGCUGCUGUUGGACCUGCAUGAGAAGAAGUCCAGCGUCUCCAGAGACGUGAAGUUCUCCUUCCCAGCAGGCGUGGUGGAGGGCAGCCAGAGCGUCUCCGUGACCGCCGUCGGAGACCUCCUGGGCCCGUCCAUCACGGGUCUGGACUCGCUGAUCCAGAUGCCGUCCGGCUGCGGGGAGCAGAACAUGGUCCACUUUGCUCCCAACAUCUACGUCCUGCAGUACCUGAGGGCCAAGGGCCCGGUGGACCCGGUGACGCAGCGAGCCACAGCCUACAUGAUGAAAGGUUAUGAGCAGGAGCUUUCCUACCAGAGGUCCGACGGCUCCUUCAGCGCCUUUGGGGAGCAGGACGCGUCUGGAAGCACCUGGCUGUCUGCGUUCGUGCUGCGCUGCUUCCUGCAGGCCCGGCCCUUCAUCAGCAUGGAUGAGCGGGUUCUGGGCAGCGUGGCGGCGUGGCUGGCCGGCCAGCAGGGCGGCGAUGGGAGGAUGCUGGAGCCGGGCAGAGUGAUCCACACCGAGCUCCAGGGAGGUCUGGACGGACCUGUGUCCCUCACGUCCUACGUCCUGAUGGCUCUGCUGGAGGACAGCCACACCAGGGCUCAGUACGCCACACAGGUGUCUGCCGCCCGGUCCUACCUGGAGACCCGUUUGGACCAGGGUGUGUCCAGCAACUACAGCCUCAGCCUGCUCACCUACGCCCUUGCUCUGGCAGGUAGCCCCGCCUCCCAGACGGCAGUGAACCGUCUGAUUGGACGAGCGGAUGUGCGAGACGGCGUGCCGACGUGGUCGUCCCCUGAUGGCGGCCUGUCGUCAUCAUGGCAGCCUCGCUCUGCAGACAUCGAGAUGGCGGCCUACGUGCUGCUCUCUCUCCACAAACUGGACCGGGUGGCUGAAGGCCUCGGUCUGCUGAAGUGGCUCAGCCAGCAGAGGAACCACCUUGGAGGAUAUGGCAGCACUCAGGACACGGUGGUGGCUCUGCAGGCCCUGUCCAGGUUCACCGCUCUGGGAGGGGCGCAGCGCUCAGACAUUAACAUCAGAGUCACCAGAGACUCGGACACCGUCGCCUCCUUCCACAUCGACCAGGACAACGAGCUGCUGCUUCAGACCCAGCAGAUUGAUCCAGAGCCUGAGCUGAGUCUCCAGGUGACGGCUGAAGGCCGUGGACUCGCCCUGUUCCAGCUGAACGUGUUUUACAACAUCAGGACCGAGGAGCUGAGGAGGAGACGGGACACGGAUGAGCAGGAAGCCUUUUAUCUGUAUGUGCACCUGGUUGACCAUGGGCUGAACGACACGUACCUGUACAUCUGCAACAGUCUGUCCUGGGAUCUGGGCCUGAACGAGACGGGAAUGGUUCUGAUGGAGGUGGGUCUGCUCAGCGGCUUCGCUCUGCAUCCGGACCUCGUCAAACUGGACGGCGCUGUGAAGAAAGUGGAGACGCAGCUGGGGAAGGUGGUCCUGUACCUGGACUCUGUCUCGACUCAGGAGACGUGUCUGUACGUUCCUCUGCUGGUGGAGUUUAAGGUGGGGAAGGUCCAGGAAGCCACCGUUGCCGUCUACGACUAUUACGAACCAAGACGGAGGACCGUGAGGUCGUACAGGUCGUCGUGGAGGGGCGAUGCGUCCGUCUGCUCCUUCUGCGGGGAGGACUGCAGUCAGUGCGGAACGAACGACUACAGCCUGAACGCUGCGCCCCGCCACGGCCGCUGCGCCCCGGCCAGCGGCGUCCUGCCCGCCCUGCUGCUGCUCUUCAUCAUCUGCAGCAAUUAAAGAUGGCCGACAUGGGCUUAGUCUGGGUUCAGUGCUGGAUGGGAGGGCCGAAGUGUUAGGUUCCACAUGUAGGAGACGUAGAGGAACAAAUACAUGUGGAUAAAUUGUGAUUCUGUCUGGAUUCUUUCCUCUGGUUUGAUACUUCAAAAAUUAAUGCAAAAUAAA